ACUAUGAGACCAAGGAUUCCUAUGUUUGAUGCAAAACAGAAUUUGACUAGCGCUGGUGAAUUUGAUAGUGAUGCUAGAAUUUUGAUGAAUGGUUUAAUACAAAUGGGAUCACAGACAGAUUUAAUGUUUGGAACACAUAUGUUUAACAUAAAUGGUACUCAAAGUAGGUAUGGUUGGGUGCAAUGCAGCAGAGAUAUUACUAAUGAGGAAUGCAGAACUUGUUUGAGUAACUUGCUUGAGGAUGUUGAAAAUUGUUGUAUGCAGAAGAAAGUGUGGAGAAUAUUUUCUCCAAGUUGUAUUAUGAUGUAUGAAACUCAACCAUUCUUUGUGAAUGGUACAAUUUCUGAGCCAGCCAAAGAAAAGGAUGACUCAAGGUCAUGGAUUAUCAUAGUCAUUGUUGUAAUUGGAAUAGCAGUCGCAGCCCUAUUGGCUUUCAGCGCAUACUAUUUCCGGUGCUUGAAACGUAAAAAAGAGAGAAAUUCUAUGCAAAUCCUUAGUCCAAUGUUUUCUCAAGAUCAGACUGACAUUGAGGAGACUAGACAUACUGACCUACCUAUGAUGCCUCUGAGUACCAUUCUAAAGAGUACUAAUAAUUUUUCUGAUGAAUAUAAAUUGGGGAAAGGUGGAUUUGGAACUGUGUACAAGGGUGUUUUAGCAGAUGGAAGGGAAAUUGCUGUGAAAAGGCUUUCAAAAACUUCCGUUCAAGGUGUGGAGGAAUUAAAAAAUGAAUUAAUAUUGAUUGCCAAAUUGCAACAUCGAAACCUCGUGAGACUAUUGGCUUGCUGCAUUGAGCAAAAUGAAAAGCUUCUUAUCUAUGAAUACUUGCCUAAUUCAAGCCUUGAUUUUCCCUACUAUUUUUUUUUUGUUUUUUGUUUAGAAGCUAAACCUCUUACUUGAUUCGUCUAACCCUUAAACCAGCCUUGGAUAUA
Messenger RNA from Trifolium pratense (red clover), 929 nucleotides. Its product is annotated as cysteine-rich receptor-like protein kinase 10. The coding region runs from base 4 to 897 and encodes 297 amino acids. The record is from RefSeq and is a predicted model, not a curated record. NCBI's taxonomy places the organism in Eukaryota, Viridiplantae, Streptophyta, Magnoliopsida, Fabales, Fabaceae. The transcript is spliced from 4 exons. Gene Ontology annotation, biological process: protein phosphorylation. Gene Ontology annotation, molecular function: protein kinase activity; ATP binding.